Messenger RNA from Oreochromis niloticus (Nile tilapia), 1828 nucleotides. RefSeq lists its product as uncharacterized. Bases 1 to 678 code for a protein of 225 amino acids. Lineage: Eukaryota; Metazoa; Chordata; Actinopteri; Cichliformes; Cichlidae. The record is from RefSeq and is a predicted model, not a curated record. The transcript is spliced from 6 exons.
AUGCCGAGAAAAAAUAAAAGAUCCCAGGCACAAAAGAAGCGCUGGAAACCACUUGACCUGGUCGAUCCUGCUGUCCCAAUGCUCACUGGCCACAACCAAGAUGAGGCAGUCAGUAGUUUUCCAUCUGACCAGCAGACGGCACCAGCCGGGUUAUCUUUGGAAACACAGGAUAGACCCACCUCCUUAUGUUCCCCAGGUACCAAGCAGACAGCACCAGCCAGCUUGUCCUUGGAAACACAGAAUAGACCCACCUCCUUAUGUCCUCCAGGCAGCAAGAGUUCAGAAACUCGUCCACCAGCAAAACGAGUCUGGGCAACCGAUGAUUUCCACACGGCAUCAAAUUCUCCACCUAAAAAGCCUUUCCACAACACAAAUGAAGAACUACUGACAGAGGAGCUACAGAGCAACGCAGUUCAGCACUUCUGGCGUGUCAGUGCAACUCAUUGUCAAAGUGAUGAAAGGUACACAGAAUUCUCUCGAAAUCAUCAGUGCACAUGCAAUGCCCUCACAUUCCUGGCCUACCUUAAUGAGGAACACCAGUUCAACACAGCCCGACUUGAUAAGGUGCUUGAACAGGGAGAUGCCUGUUUCUUUCAAAAGACUCAGCACUCACAACGAACAGCCUGCACAGUCAACUCAAGCAACACCAGGAGCAACAGCUACAUCACCACAAAAUGAUGAACCACAAAUCACAAAUCCCACUGUGCAAGUGCCUCAACCAGAAUCAGCCCAAACCUACAUGACAAUGUUAGAAAGUGCUUUAAACCCGCAACAAGACAAAAUGGCUUCAAAUCAAAUUUGUGAACAUCAACAUCUGUUGAUCCAACAAGCAACAUCCAAACAGAACAACAAGAAAAUCUUGAACUCAAUAAUGAAAGAGAUGAAGUCAUAGAUAAACCCCCCCAAAAAGCAAGAAAUGUGUGCAGAUUAAAUAAACGACGACGUGGGAAAGCUAUUCGUCAAGCUCAAAGUCACAAGCAGCAUGUAAAAGCUAAAGAAAAAUCUUCAUCUGAAGACUGGGCAAAGAAGAUAAACAAAAGAAGACACGAAAAGGAACGAUAUGCCUGCUUUCCUGAAUUUCGAAUGAAAAAAUUACAGGCUGUGAAAACUCAAUAUGCUCAAAACUGUCAUCGCCAUAAACAAAAACUGUUAUCAGCCAAAGAUUAUUAUGCAAAUCCUCAUAUUCAAGAGAAGAUAAAAGCCCACAAUGUGAAGAGAUACCAAAAUGAUCCUCAUUUUCAACAAAAAAAGAGAGACUACAUUAUCAGAAGAUAUACCACAGAUGCCAGCUUUCGAACCAGACAGAAACAAUAUGUGUUCCGAAGAUACAACACGGAUGCUGACUUUCAAAGCAGACAGAAGCAAUAUCUGGUCCAAAGGUACAACACGGAUGCUGACUUUCAAAGCAGACAGAAGCAAUAUCUGGUCCAAAGGUACAACACGGAUGCUGACUUUCAAAGUAAACAGAAAAAAUACAUGAGCCAGAAAUACAGAGAGGAUGAUGUCAGAGAAAGGAAGAGGGCAUACAUAAGAACAAAAUAUGCAUCGGAUCCAAAAUACAGGCACAAACACAAAAAAUCAAUUCAUGCCAGGUAUCAUAAUGACUCACAAUUCAGACUGCACCAUAUACAGCGCUGUGCAGAGUACCAGAGACACAAAAUGGCUACCACUGCAUCUUUCGCCAUUUAUAAAAAGUUGUGUGCGCAGAGAAUAAAGAAGAAAUACAGACGACUAGUAACACAAUUCCAGCAGGGUCCACAGUCUGAAGCACAGCCCCAGCUUGUAGUGAAUAGUGUGAUGCAAGCAGCCACAUUAGCUUUCCGUGAAA